Molecule: messenger RNA, 1639 nt
Organism: Saccostrea echinata
Lineage: Eukaryota; Metazoa; Mollusca; Bivalvia; Ostreida; Ostreidae
Product: high-affinity choline transporter 1-like
Exons: 7
Coding region: 2-1639 (545 amino acids)
Biological process (GO): transmembrane transport; choline transport; acetylcholine biosynthetic process
Cellular component (GO): plasma membrane
Molecular function (GO): choline:sodium symporter activity
Source: RefSeq, a predicted model, not a curated record
AAUGGUGCUCAACGUCCCCGGUUUGAUCUCGGUCAUCAUCUUCUAUAUCGUUAUCCUUGUUAUCGGACUAUGGGCAGCCCGCCGGACCAAAGGGGAGACCAACAGCGAAAAUGUAAUGUUGGCCGGGAGAAACAUAGGUCCAUUUGUAGGGGUCUUCACCAUGACAGCCACGUGGGUCGGAGGUGGAUUCAUUAAUGGUACAGCAGAAACGGUGUACAGAGAUGGCUUACUGAAUUGUCAGGCCCCACUAGGCUAUUCUCUUAGUCUUGCGAUUGGAGGUUUAGCUUUUGCCCGAAAGAUGCGUGAACGAGGGUACGUAACAAUGUUGGAUCCAUUUACUCGGACCUAUGGGGAAAGGAUGGGAGGACUUAUCUACAUACCGGCACUGCUGGGGGAGGUGUUUUGGUCUGGGGCCAUCCUAGCUGCUCUAGGGAGUACACUUCGGGUAAUCAUCGGACUCUCCCACGAAGUUUCAAUCAUCUCCUCCGCUUGUAUCGCUGUCUUCUACACUCUUUUUGGAGGACUUUACUCUGUCGCUUACACUGAUGUCGUGCAACUCAUCUGCAUAUUUGUUGGUUUGUGGAUUUGUGUUCCGUUUGCUAUGGUCAACGACGUGGUGGAAAACAUAUCCGUCAAUUCCACUUCUGAGUGGAUCAAAGGAGUGGAUCAAGAAGAAUCAGGCGUGUACAUCGACUCAUUUCUUCUGCUUAUCUUCGGGGGGAUACCAUGGCAGGUCUAUUUCCAGCGAGUGUUGUCAGCCAGAUCAGCCAAAGCUGCUCAGUAUUUGUCGUUUUUAGGUGCAUUGGGAUGUCUUAUCAUGUCUGUCCCAUCGGUUUUAUUAGGCGCCAUUGCCAUUAACGCAGAUUGGAAUAGCACUGCUUAUGUAACAAGAGACAACUUCAAUAUGUCCGAGAUCCCAAACAGAGCCUCGGAUAUCUUACCUCUCGUACUGCAAUAUUUGACCCCAGAAUGGGUCUCUUUCUUUGGACUAGGAGCGGUGUCUGCUGCUGUAAUGUCGUCUGCUGACUCUUCCAUUUUAUCCGCCAGUUGUAUGUUUGCUAGAAAUAUCUACAAAAUGAUAUUCCGACAAAAGGCUUCCGAAAAAGAAAUCAUAUGGGUCAUGAGGUUUGCAAUAUUCGGUGUUGGGGCGUUAGCAACAGUGAUGGCGAUUAAUGUCAAGUCCGUCUACACUUUAUGGUAUCUUUGUUCCGACCUCGUUUACGUGGUGCUUUUUCCGCAGCUUCUUUGCGUCACUUACCUCAACUACGCCAAUACAUACGGGUCUCUCCUGGGAUACGUUGUCGGUAUGUUUUUCCGGAUAGCCGGAGGGGAACCAACAUUAGGCAUUGAUGCUCUCAUUAAGUAUCCCUACUACUCAGAGAAACAUGGACAGUUGUUCCCCUUUAAAACCCUCUGCAUGCUGAUAUCCUUAACGACCAUUGUUUUUAUUUCCCGCUUGACUCACUUUUUGUUUGAAAGGGGAUUCGUUCAUCCUCGUUUUGAUGUGUUUAAAUGUCGAACUAUCAAAGACAUCGAAAACACUGAAACUGAGGGUCACAAUGAUGUAAAGUCCGCGGAUCCUUUUGUUAUUUAUAACUCCGAGUUCACACAGGUCAUUGAGGAAGUGAAAACAACCUGA